Molecule: messenger RNA, 2694 nt
Organism: Dermacentor silvarum
Lineage: Eukaryota; Metazoa; Arthropoda; Arachnida; Ixodida; Ixodidae
Product: U-scoloptoxin(01)-Er1a
Exons: 4
Coding region: 270-626 (118 amino acids)
Cellular component (GO): extracellular region
Molecular function (GO): chitin binding
Source: RefSeq, a predicted model, not a curated record
UGUUCACUUUCCACCGCUCCGUGUGUUCUUCUCCCGUUGCCGGUCGUGCUUCACCCCCACCGCCACCACCGUUACAAGCGCUCGUCUCUAGUGGCCCACUUCGCACGCAAAAGGACUUUCUCCUCAGAGCCAGCCCGGACGCAGCUCGGAGAAGGUUGUUACGCCGCCGUUGCCCCCUCGACGCACAGACUCGACGAGCUCUCCUCUCCAAGCCAGCAUCCCCGAGGAUCUUCUUCGUAGCCGCCCCGCCACCACAAGGUUCCACGACAAUGCAUCGUAACCUGAUCGUCCUGGCUCUCAGCGCCACAGCUCUCUACCUUGUGUGCGGAAAGUCGCUUCACAGGGCGAAGCGAUGGGAAGAGUUUCCGGACGUCGAAUUCCACUUCGACUGCAGUGACAAGCCGAUCGGCUUCUACGCCGACAUGGAGUUCGACUGCAAGAUCUUCCACAUGUGCGAUGCCUACGGCCGCCGUGUGCCGCACAUCUGCGCCAACGACACGGCCUUCAACCAGCGGUACCGGGUUUGCGACUGGGAGUACAAUGUCAACUGCGCGGACUCUCCCAACUUCUACUACCUCAACGACCUGACCUACGAGACGGAGCCGCCAACCAACGCCAAGGCCUAGUCUGCCAGAUAGAUAGAUUCGACGGUACGCACGGUUCAACCCUCCCCUCUUGCACUACCACCCUCCCAGACCCUUCUCACACUCCUGAUCCCUCUAACAAGCCAGUCCCCAUCCCAGCUCAUGUUACCGAACACGUUCCCCCAGAUGACACCCAGGAUGCCCUUUGCGUUCACCGUUAGCACGGGCUUCUGAGCAAAUCGGUCGCAGGCGGAUGCCUCAGCAUCAUGUAGCAUACAUGAUGUGUUACCUUCUCGGACAAAUGUCUUUGCGGAGCAGAAAAAAAAGGUAGACAAAAAAAGAAAAAAGCGCCCCUUCGGACCGAUUUGCUAAGAAAUCAGCGCUGCGUGAUACAGUCGGUCGCAAGGAAGAAUGCACGGCGUAGUUAAAAACCAAGACAAGAUGAAAAUUAACCGAUGGUCAGAGCUCAUUACUGGCCCAGAGCGUUCACAAAGCCGCACCACCAUAACCAGUAAAUUAAGUGGACUCCGGUUGCCAGAGCAUCUUGUACAGGCGCGGCUUGCGGGAAGGGACUAAGCUUUAACGACAGUUUCAAGCAUCGAUCAACAUCGCAACGACCUAGAAAUGCUGUACGGUAAACGAUAAGGUCUCGGAAGGCACGAUAAACUUCCGGCUUGCGCCCAGAAGACGCGGCACGGAUCCCUUCCUCACGGCGCUUGUAGUAAACGUCGACAACGACAACCAACGUCACAGCGUGGAGGCUGCGGUCAGACGAUGACAACGGCGUCUCAUGACGUGAGUCUAGGUCAGCGAUAAUGGGCCUACUUGACCGCGCCGAGCCAACGGAAAACGCGACGUGCUCUUCUGAAGCAAACUCAUUUCCGGUAAAUGUCAGUCAGCUAGACCUAAUUGCGCGACGCACGCAUUGCGGCCUUCUGCUAGGACUAACUUCGAUCCAAGAGCGUGUGGGCUCGCCGGCUCGUGACAAUCACUGGCUUCUUUGUUGCAGCUCGCAUGCAGGCAUAUUAGAGCCCUGUCCCUCAAGCCACCCCGUAUGAGCGCCGAAAGUUCAUUGCGUAAAGUUCGGGGCACGCCGGCUUGGCAUCUGCGUGAGCCGGGGUAUAGCCCGUUAGCAAGCCCGCUCUGUCAUUACGCGGAACUCGUCGUGUGGGGCACUGCAGUCGCAUGCGCAGUCGAAAUCCCGUGCCCCGUCUAUUAGCUGCGCCAUUCUCCGGACUGAACAGACGGAAGGUUCCAGCGGUCUCAUUGUGGGCGACGGCAAUAUUCUCCAUUAUGCGGCAAAACUCAAACCUUGUAAUAAAUAGGUACUAAUCAUUCCACUGUUAGCUGUGAAAAAGAAUUAACAACAUUAUCACAAAGGUGUGCUAAGAGGUGCUCCUGCGACCAUUUCUGGGUAUAUAAAUUUGUCAAAACGGGACUGCAGUUUGCAGACGAACAGCGCCAUCGGUUCACUCCAUACCCUAGGUCCUCACCAAACCCUUCCUCACCUGCUCCCUCCUGCUCUCCAACACACUUUUGUUAGUUUGCGGGAAGCAAAUUGCAGGGCCUGUAGUCGUUGUUUUGCUCCAAGAUUUACGAAGUACGUACAGGAAUUAUUUCUUUAAAAAAAUAAAUUUUAAGCUUGCGGUGCUGUUUUCAAGACAAUUAAUGUUACCUUCAAAAAUCCGGAAGAAAUAUGUAAUUAAUUAUUGCGUUUUCAAGUGUGCCCUUUCAUCUCAACCCAUGACGUGUUUUUGUUUGACAUAGUUUAUCACACACACGCUCCACGCUCGCAGAUAUAUACAUGCAAACCUUUAAGUUAUAUGCUUUUGCCUGUGUGAAAAAAGAGCGGCCAAUAUCGCCAUCUGUAAACGAGGGAGAGAUAACGGUAGUAAAUCAUCACGGUGUACAUAAGUGAUUCUGUGUGCCCGACACAUGCAAUGUUUAUAUUGUCGCGUACUGUGUAAGACAAAGCAUCAGUCCCAGGAAGCUCAAAAAACAGCAGAUACUUAUGUGUAGUUUCGUGUUUCACAAAAAAUGGUAAAAUAAGGUGUUCAUUGUGUGUGUUUUAUGUCGUGUACAUAAGACAAUAAACCAAAUGUUAUUUGUA